Messenger RNA from Pomacea canaliculata, 2094 nucleotides. Its product is annotated as SWI/SNF-related matrix-associated actin-dependent regulator of chromatin subfamily A-like protein 1. NCBI's taxonomy places the organism in Eukaryota, Metazoa, Mollusca, Gastropoda, Architaenioglossa, Ampullariidae. Gene Ontology annotation, cellular component: nuclear replication fork. Gene Ontology annotation, biological process: replication fork processing; DNA repair. The record is from RefSeq and is a predicted model, not a curated record. Gene Ontology annotation, molecular function: ATP binding; ATP-dependent chromatin remodeler activity.
AUGGACGAAUUGGAAGUCUAUGAGCAGUCUGUAGAUGUAGAGGAUUUUGUGCAGUCAGUUUGCAUGUAUUCAAAAAAGCAGACUUAUGGGCAGUUUCAUGUUACUGAUCAUGACACUCUGAUCUGCAAUUAUAGAGAACACCAAGAAAAAGACAGCAUUCCCCAAGCAGAUCUUUCAAAAGUUGAUUCUGUUUUAGUGAACACUCUUAUGCCAUUCCAGAGGGAAGGUGUAAAUUUUGGUGUCCAUCAAAGGGGGCGAGUACUGAUUGCAGAUGACAUGGGCCUUGGCAAAACAUUACAGGCUAUCUGCCUGGCUUGCAUUUACAGACAAUGGCCAUUGCUGAUUGUCACUCCAUCUUCAGUCCGCUUUGAUUGGGCACAAUAAGUUCAAGCGGUGGUGCCAUCCAUUGACCCAUCUCAAGUGCAGGUUGCAGUUAGUGGUCAACAUGUCCCGACAGCUUCCUUGGUCAGCAUAAUCAGUUAUGACCUCUUGUCUCGAAAAUCUAAACAACUUGCAGAAGCUAAUUUUAAAAUCAUCAUUAUGGAUGAAUCUCAUUUUUUGAAGAAUUCAAAGACAAUGCGAGCAAAGGCAGCUUUGCCACUUUUGCAGAAAGCAAACCAUGUGAUUUUGCUAUCAGGUACACCAGCUCUGUCACGACCUUCAGAACUGUUCACACAAAUUGUUGCUGUUUGUCCACGCCUGUUCAACUUUCAUGAUUUUGGAGUUCGAUACUGUUCAGCUAAACAGCAUCAAUGGGGAUGGGAUUAUUCAGGCUGCUCUAAUACAAGGGAGCUUCAGCUCUUGCUUGAAGAAAAAAUAAUGAUAAGGCACUUGAAGCAGGAUGUACUGGCUCAGUUGCCAGCUAAAAGACGUCAGAUGAUUGUGCUGGACCCAGAAGCUGUGACUUCUUCACGAUCUUUUCAUCAAACAUCAUGUGCUAUGGAAAAAAAUAUCUCGUCAGCAGAAAAGAGAAGAGUUUUAAUGCAGUACUUUCAUGAAACUUGCAAAGUCAAGAUGUCAGCUGUCAGGGACUAUGUUGCAGACAUGCUUGCUGGAGAGAAAAAGUUCAUCAUCUUUGCUCAUCAUCAAGAAAUGUUGGACUGUUUAGAGGAUUUAAUUUCCAAGGAAGGCAUCGAAUACAUUCGUAUUGACGGAAGAACAACAGCAGAACAGCGAAACCUUUUUUGUCGAAAGUUUCAAAAUUCUGAUGAAUGCCGUGCAGCUAUACUUUCUAUUGUGGCUGCUAAUGCAGGGCUUAAUCUUUCCGCUGCUUCCAUAGUCAUCUUUGCUGAGCUAUUCUGGAAUCCUGGAAUUUUGGCACAAGCAGAAGACCGAGCUCAUAGGAUGGGACAGAAGGACUCAGUGAUAGUAUACUACCUGGUGGCACAGAAGACUGCCGAUGAUUACAUCUGGCCUCUGGUGCAAAGCAAGCUUCAAGUUCUUGGAAAAGUUGGCCUUGCUCGUGAGGACUUUGCACAAGCAGACACUGCACAUAUGCAGGAUUCUAAGCAACUUGGACUUCUGGAUAUGUUCAAUAAAUCUUUUAUGGAGAAAACUACAGAUGUAGUUCUUCAGAAUGGUGAAGAUGGUGCACAAGAUCCUGUAACCACAGAUCAAGACAAACAAGAUACCUGCUCACCAAAAAAGCGUAUGAAAACUGCAGUCACCAAAAAGCAGACAGGACUGGAAGAUUACCUCCAGGCUACAGGCAAUAGAUCCACUUACUCCAGUACACUGCAAUGCAAAGUAUUGGAGUCUGACUUGCUUGUGACAUCUCCACAGGAUCCGCACAAUUCUGAGGCUUAUGCUGAUGCUUCCAGUGAAUUGAAACAAAGUACAGCAACAGAUGAAUAUUUUUUUGCCUUAUCAGCUGACAUCAACUGGGAUGAUGAUUUUUCAUGACAAGGUUUAUGAAAGAUUUUCAAGUGAGAUAAUGAUUAAUAUUUGAGAGACUAUGUCAUAUUUCCCAUCAUUAACAUUCAGUUUCAUAUAUGAAAAAAAAUCAGCACUGAAUUUGUGUAUUUUUUGUGUGCCAAAGCAGAACAAUACAUUACAGAUUGUGCCCAUGAAAAAAAUAAAGGUUGUUAAUUAUUC